UGGAAUAACAUCGAUAGACAUACAUUUCCUAGAAAAAAAAAAAGCAGCCAGUCUGUGACUUGAGAAUUGCUGAAAAUUUGCUGGGAAUUUAUGGAAUAUACAGGAAUAUACAGGUAAAAUGGUAGUGUAAUCCAUUCUUAACAGAUGCCGCCGUACACAGCCGCACAUCUGUGAUCCGAUGCAAUCUUUCCGGCACUAGUCAGAUGUCGGACUAGUCUCUGCUAGUCUCCCGACUCCCGGUUCGGACGUUUCGGUCUCGUUUCGUCGUUAUCGUCACGAACGAGAAAUCAGAGAAACCGUGGGCACGCGCCCCGUCGUUCUUGUUGUCCGCUCACCGUUCAUCGUUCGCGAGUGGACGUCCCAGUGUGUUGUUUGUGUGUAUGUGUGUGUGUGUGUGCGCGCAGUUGCACGCUUCGCCUGCCUGAGGAUGGCUGCGAUGCUGUCCAAUUGUUCGCGAUUCGCGCCUCGCGUAAUCACGCGGAGCAGCGUGUUGCGGACCGAGGUCGCGAGAUCGUUAUGUAGUCAAGGGCACACUCUUAUCCCUGUUUGCAUUAUCCAUGCUGAACACGUGCCCAAUGCCAAAGCUCCGUUAUGUAGAAAGUACAAGGCAAACUACUAUUGGAUAAAUCAAGCGAGACACAUACGUUCGACUUCAGCACUAUGGGAGAUCAGGGAAGUUGUAGUUCCUGCGUUUGCAGAAAGUGUAAACGAGGGCGACGUGAGGUGGGAGAAGAAGGUCGGCGACCAGGUAAAGGAAGACGAAGUCCUCUGCGAGAUCGAAACGGACAAGACUUCUGUUCCUGUACCGUCGCCCGGACCUGGUGUCAUAAAGGAGCUGUUCUUUAAGGAUGGCGAUACUGUAAAGCCGGGACAGAAGUUGUGCACCAUCGACAUCGGUGCAACCGGCGGUGCUGCACCUGCGGAAAAAACGCCACAACCUCCUGCGGCCGCACCGGCAGAAAAAGCACCAAAACCUGCAUCUUCUCCGACAUCAUCGGCCCCAAGUGUGGCACCUCCACUGCCGAGAUCCGCAGAGCCGAUCCCAUCUCCCGCCACUGAACCGCCAUCUCCACAAGCACCUACUGCAUCUAUGCCCGUUGCGGCUAUUAAACAUGCCCAGUCGUUGGAAAGCGCAAAAGUUCAGCUACCUCCUACCGAUUAUACGCGCGAAAUAAUCGGCACCAGGACAGAACAGCGAGUGAAAAUGAAUAGAAUGCGUCUACGUAUUGCGGAACGUCUGAAGGACGCACAGAACACGAACGCUAUGCUGACCACGUUUAAUGAAAUUGACAUGAGUCGCAUUAUCGAGUUUCGGAAGGCGCAUCAAGAAUCGUUUACGAAAAAGUACGGUAUCAAGCUAGGGUUCAUGAGUCCAUUCGUCAUGGCCAGUGCCUAUGCUCUAAAAGACCAACCCGUGGUGAACGCCGUGAUAGACGGUACCGAUAUAGUAUAUAGAGAUUACGUAGAUAUUAGUGUGGCAGUCGCGACACCGAAGGGACUUGUUGUACCCGUACUUCGUAGCGUAGAAAAUAAAAAUUUCGCCGAAAUUGAAAUCGCUUUGGCCGCUCUGGGUGAAAAGGCUAGAAAAGGGAAAAUCACCAUCGAGGAUAUGGAUGGCGGUACUUUUACAAUAAGCAAUGGUGGCGUUUUUGGCUCGAUGCUGGGAACUCCCAUUAUUAAUCCACCACAGAGCGCGAUUCUUGGUAUGCACGGCGUUUUUGACAGACCUAUCGCCAUUAAGGGAGAGGUUAAAAUUCGGCCAAUGAUGUAUGUAGCUUUGACGUAUGAUCAUCGACUGAUUGAUGGACGUGAGGCUGUGAUGUUCCUGAGGAAGAUCAAAGACGCUGUGGAAGAUCCUAGAAUUAUUUUGGCUGGCCUUUAAUAACUUGGGAUACAUUUAUCGCACAUGUUAACGAUGUGAUUGUUCACCAUUGGAUAAACAAAAAUGCGAUGCGAGAAUCUGGAAUCUCGACAGGCAGUCUUUCCGCAUCCAAAUACCUAUAAUCAUUGGAACGUUCCCUCUAAAGAACGUCUCUAGCUUAUUUCGAAUACCAUUAAUCUUCAAGCCAUACGUGGGAUGUGACAAGCGUAGUCAUAAAUAACGAAAUAAUCCUGUCUAUUAUUCUGAAUUCUUGCAACGAGAAUAUUGUAAGGCGAAUUCGCUUUGCAUGUUACAGUCGUAAUAUAGUCUGUAUAUUGCUGCACGACGUAACUUUUGUUUUUGGAAUUUCUCCACAUAUUUUUCGGCAACCCGAAUAAAUAUCGAACCGAUAAUCAUAUUCUUGUGAGCAUUCGUAUUUUGGUCGCCAUAUUGAUGUCGAUCGGUGUCGAAAGGCGGAGUACAGAGAAGCCGAAAAAGGGCUAGAAGGUACUUAUCCUAAGUACUCUAGAUGUAGACCCAUAAGCUAAAAUAAAAUCUCACCAAUAUAAGUCUCUUUAGCGUUGUUGAAUUGUGCGUCACAUUGCGGCCGUAGGAUAAGUAACGUGAUUUGAUAAAUAUUUAAAUACGUGGAAGUGAUAUUACUGUUGGCAGUACGUUAUAUAUCGAGCAUCUCGGAGAGGGGGGGGGGGGAGAUAUGUUGCAUGUGAGGAAUUUUGCAUUCGAAGGAAAAUGACUCAUUCGUAAUUUUGUAAAUCAAAAAUUGUUUAUUAAGUAAAAAAGAAAUCAACUGUCGUCUACGUUUACACAACUCGAUUUACGCCGAGGUUGUAACAUCGAUAUUAUGAAACUGGCCAAUCACAUUUAUUCCAUUCUUUAGAGGAAUAGCUACGACUGGCCAGUUUGAUAACAUCGAUGUUGUAAUUUUAGUAUAAAUCGAGCCGUGUAAACGUAGUCAAUGUGAACAAGAUAUAUUUUUAUGAUAGAGUAUGUAUGUGGGAGGGAUGGGAUGGAAGAGCCGUUUAAUCACGCAUUAAUUUAUAAAAGUACACUGCCAAGUCCUGCGACGAACGUUUUGAGUCGCCAUUGAGUAUUUGAUACAAAUCCAUUUGCGCUGUUAUUGAUAACGGCGAAGUCGGCGAGUGUUAGCUCGCGAGCGUUUCCAUCAUUAUGUUUGCAUCAGAUCAAACACAGCUUUAUGCGUGAAGAUGUGCGAAUGCUCUUUCAGUCUCAUUGUAAAAUAUAUUGUAUAUCGUUCGAUACUGUAUAUUAACGAGGAAACGCAUAUAAAGCACGCUAAUUAAAUA
Acromyrmex echinatior (Panamanian leafcutter ant) is the source of this 3186-nucleotide messenger RNA. RefSeq names its product dihydrolipoyllysine-residue succinyltransferase component of 2-oxoglutarate dehydrogenase complex, mitochondrial. Gene Ontology annotation, molecular function: dihydrolipoyllysine-residue succinyltransferase activity. Gene Ontology annotation, cellular component: mitochondrion; oxoglutarate dehydrogenase complex. The record is from RefSeq and is a predicted model, not a curated record. Gene Ontology annotation, biological process: tricarboxylic acid cycle. Lineage: Eukaryota; Metazoa; Arthropoda; Insecta; Hymenoptera; Formicidae.